AUGUCACAAUUUAUCCAUGAUGGCCUCAUACGUCUGGUGAUCGAUUCACUGAUCCUCAUCGGAGUCGCAAGUAUAUUGGGCUCGGUCUUCAAUCUUCGUACGUUUUUCGCCGUCUAUGUUCUUGGAGGUUUCCUUGCGGCAACUGCGGACUGUGCGUGGGCUCAAAUUACCAAACCGUGCCGAAAUUUUUCACGAGCACAAUGUGAUGAAGCCUCCACGUCUGCUAGCCUGAUAAAUGACGCCUCUGCCGAAAUUGCCAGACUCAGCGCCUCCUCACGGGUCUACACUAUCAGAGGUUUUGGCAAGCUACUGAUUAAUUCGGAGGAUUUUGAGGAGUUGAAGAGACAAUGUAAGGUGGUGGAAACGUACUGCCCUCAAGUAAAAGACUGGGAUAGAUGGAGCAAGCAAAUUUGGGCGGCGAGUGGAUCUUUAGUCUGCCUAUUAAGCGUUGCAACAUUGAUAAGACCGCGGACCAUCAUAAUUUUUAUUGGGCGUCAGGGCAAGCGUCCAGUUAUACAAGCUAAAUGCGGGCAUUUUUGUCUUCAAUCUUUGCAUGCCGUUUGCGACCAUUUCUCGCUGGAAUCACCUGGACUGUUUGGGGGUCACAUAGGAGUGUUGGCGUCAGGUUUGAAAGCAUUGGACGCAUUGAAUAAGCACGCAAGAAGGCUCUCGGUGGACUGGCCAUUUGCGAUGGCCGUCUUCGCUAUUUGCGCUAUGGGAGAUGUGAUUGUGUAUGCCCAUCGAACCACGAAGACCGGAGCGCAAGACUCGAAGGCAGCAAGAGUACCAGAUCAACGUGCAGACGAGACUGGGAAACCCCUAACAGGAGAAACGAAAGAGAAUACAGCCAACGACAUAGAGACGCAGGAAGGCACUUCAGCCAACCGGCGGGCAGCUGGAAAUGAUGACAGGGCUUCGGAAAAUGACCGAGAAUAG
This is a messenger RNA of Letharia lupina, 936 nucleotides long. RefSeq lists its product as uncharacterized. Bases 1 to 936 code for a protein of 311 amino acids. The record is from RefSeq and is a predicted model, not a curated record. Lineage: Eukaryota; Fungi; Ascomycota; Lecanoromycetes; Lecanorales; Parmeliaceae. The transcript is spliced from 4 exons.